Messenger RNA from Neomonachus schauinslandi (Hawaiian monk seal), 1447 nucleotides. It is a transcript of the gene HYLS1, whose product is annotated as HYLS1 centriolar and ciliogenesis associated. NCBI's taxonomy places the organism in Eukaryota, Metazoa, Chordata, Mammalia, Carnivora, Phocidae. The transcript has 3 exons. The record is from RefSeq and is a predicted model, not a curated record. Gene Ontology annotation, cellular component: centriole; non-motile cilium. The coding region runs from base 141 to 1082 and encodes 313 amino acids. Gene Ontology annotation, biological process: cilium assembly.
GCUGAAGGCAGUCGCCCAACUGGCUGAGCCACCCAGGUGCUACAGUAGAGACUAGCCUGAUUGAUGAAACUUACCAAUGAUUGUACUUCAUAUUGGAAAUAGAGCCUGAAGUCGAGAUUUUCCCAUUCUAAGCAGUUUUGAUGGCAGAAAAAAGAAGGUCCUACAGUGGAGGGGAAGCAAUGGAGGAACUCAUGGGACCCAAUGUACAAAAAUGGGCCAAUGUAGAUCCAGAAGAACGAAUGUUGGCAGCCGCUACAGCUUUUACUCGUAUCUGUGCAGGGCAGGGUGAGGGAGAUGUCAGGAGAGAUGCCCAGCCUAUCCAGUAUGAUCCCUACAGUAAAGCUUCAGUAACUGCAGGAAAGCGACCUGCUCUUCCUGUGCAAAUGCAGUAUCCACAUGUAGAAAGUAAUGCCUCUUCAGAAACAGUCUCUGAGGCGUCCCAAAGACUCCGAAAGCCAGUGAUGAAGAGAAAGGUGUUGCGCAAGAAGCCAGGUGGGGAAGUAUUAGUGACCGAUGAGUCGAUUAUCAGUGAAUCAGAGUCUGGUACAGAGAGUGAUAUGGAUCUCUGGGACUUAAGACAAAGGCUCAUGAGUCUACAGUUCCACGAAGACAGGGAAUCCCCAGAUGACAUUUCACAAAAAUUUAACUUACCACAUGAAUACCAAGGAAUUUCUCAAGAUCAACUCAUUUGCUAUCUACGAAGAGAAGGAAUGGGCCCUCCGGCUUAUGAACAAGACCUGAUUGUUGCCAGCCGACCCAAGUCCUUUAUUCUCCCAAGGCUGGACCAGCUGAGCAGAAAUCGAGGCAAGGUAGACCGGGUAGCCCGAUACUUUGAGUACAAACGAGACUGGGACUCAAUGAGGUUACCUGGUGAAGAUCACAGAAAGGAAUUACGCUGGGGUGUCCGAGAGCAGAUGCUUUCUCGAGCAGAACCCCAGUCCAAGCCUCAGCACAUAUAUGUUCCAAACAAUUACUUGGUGCCAACUGAGAAGAAAAGAUCUGCCCUUCGGUGGGGUGUUCGCUGUGACCUUGCAAAUGGUGUCAUGCCCAGGAAGCUUCCCUUCCCUCUUUUUCCUUCUUAAAUAUUUUUUUUAGCCUCUUUUAUGGGAUUGUUUGGGGGUAACCUGGUUCUUUAUCUCUGUCCUUCUAUUUAAAUAGAAACAACUAACUUGAAAGCCCAUGGAACAUUAUACAGUAAGGACUUCACCCAUCAUUGGUCUUUCCUAGGUGUGUACAUUGGUAUCAAAUACCACUUCACUUCCAAAUUACCACUCUCAGAUCCACUAAUUGCAAGAGAAGUCAUGGCAAAGAAAGAAAAACAGACCUAGUCUUUCCACUUUGUCAGAUAGCACCGUUUCCGUUCUAUACUGUUUUUAACCUUUGUCCAACGUGAGUUGCUGUUUUUAAAGUUGCUGGGCAUUAAGCUUAUUCAUUAAAGAAUUGGGAU